AUGGGAGGGCAUUCAGAAAGCUCAGAACUUGACGUUGUAAAACCUUAUCAGGAUAGAGGCUGGGCUUGGGUUGUCAUGUGUAGUGCCUUCUUAGUUCAUUUUUUGACAGCUGGCUGUGAAAAGGCGUUUUCGUUAUGGUAUAUUGAAAUUUUGGAAGUUUUUGGUACGAAUUCAGCCACAGCUGCCAGUCUCGGAGGAUUCAGCGCUGCAGUUCGUUUAGUUUUAGCUCCGAUCACUGUCAUGCUUUGCACCAAGUUCACUAUCCAGUAUGUAGUAAUGGCUGGCGGAUUAUUAUCAUGCAUUGGAAUGAUCAUCGCUGCCCGUACCACAUCAAUUUGGGGUCUUUAUGUGGGUUUUGGAGUAAUAUAUGGUUUGGGUCUUACUCUCGUAUUUACGCCUGCUCUAAUCGUAUGUACCAUCUAUUUUGAAAGACGUCGUGCCACAGCUCUUAGUCUUUCUCUUGCUGGUGCAGGUUUUGGUGCAUUUUUCAUUCCUCAAUUAAUUACAUAUUUGCUACAAAUCUAUGGCUAUCGAGGUGCCAUGCUACUAAUGGCUGGAAUAGUUCUGAACUACGUUGUAAGUGGGGCUAUAUUCUUCACCCCAAUUGAAGAAAAAGUGGAAAAAACAGAAGAUACAACGAUUGCAUUAGAGAAGCCUGCAUCUUUCCUAGCCCGAAUCAAAUCAAGCUUUAUCUUCCUCGAGUUACUUCGAGAUGGAUGGUUCAUGCUCUUUAUUUCUUCCUUCAUUUUUAAUAUGAUGGGUUCGGGACCCGUUACUAAUCUUAUUCUUCACUAUGCCGAAGAACUUGGGACAAACGUAAAGGUCUCUGUCUUCUUAUUUGCUAUUGAAGGAGGUGUUCAAAUCUUUGCACGAAGUCUGUCUGGACUACUUUUUGAUCAGAAACUUAUAAAAAAGUAUCGAGGAAUUGUUUGGUGUGCUGAUAUCAUUUUAUCUGCCACAAUUGUAUGCUUAUUUGCUGCAGCAACAAACUUCAUCACUCUCUGCAUACUUAUGGGCUUCAGGGGCCUCUUUCUGGCUAUCUACAUCUCCCAUCAAACUCUCAUGACUUGUGACAUGCAUAACAAGCCCAAAGACUCUGGUUUGCUCCCGCAUGCAAUCGGAAUGACCCAGUUCUCUAAAGGCAUUGGUAUCCUUUUGGGAUCAAUGAUUUCUGGUAAGCAAAUAUACUUCUUUACUUAA
Messenger RNA from Rodentolepis nana, 1200 nucleotides. Lineage: Eukaryota; Metazoa; Platyhelminthes; Cestoda; Cyclophyllidea; Hymenolepididae. The record is from the annotation of a GenBank genome assembly.